Messenger RNA from Olea europaea var. sylvestris, 2476 nucleotides. RefSeq names its product auxilin-related protein 1-like. Gene Ontology annotation, molecular function: clathrin binding. The transcript has 8 exons. Gene Ontology annotation, cellular component: cytoplasm; intracellular membrane-bounded organelle; vesicle. NCBI's taxonomy places the organism in Eukaryota, Viridiplantae, Streptophyta, Magnoliopsida, Lamiales, Oleaceae. Bases 420 to 2057 code for a protein of 545 amino acids. The record is from RefSeq and is a predicted model, not a curated record. Gene Ontology annotation, biological process: clathrin coat disassembly; clathrin-dependent endocytosis.
AGGCACGUCACCGAGUCCCAACCCCAUCCCGCCAGCUUGAAUCAGCCGGACCACCUCAUCUGGCCUCCACCUUCAUUUACCCAAAUCAUUGACAUCUCUCUCUCUCUCUCUCUCUCCUCUAGGAAUCUUUCCAUGCCUUGCUGUACCGACACACGGAAAGGGGAGAGGAUUUAGCAGUCCCAAAAAUACCCACCAAAACAAGUAAACUCCAUUUAUCCAUUUAGUAAUUCAUCAUAUAAUCUCUCUAUUUUCAUCCGUUAGUUUGUAAAUAGAUCUCCAUUUUUUCCGCUCAUAUCUCCUCCACCAAAAGUACACAUACAUACAAUUUCAAGGGCAUUUCCACUUUUCUGUAUUUUUCUUUUCAAGCAUUUCUUCUUUCAUAGGUUGUUUGAUAGUAUUAUUACAAAACCAGUUGAACAAUGGAUGAAUUUGGAGGUUUGGUUGAGAGUAUUGGAUUCAAAGCCCAAGGGAAAUCAGCUCCCAUGGCCAAAUUGAAGUCGAAACCCAAUUUCAGCAGCAGCAAUGGGUUCCCUCAAAGCUUAGGUACCCAUUCAACAACAUCUAAUGAUUCCUCUUUUGUUGUUGAUGAUCUUGAUGGGAUUUUCAGAUCCAAUGUUAAUAUCAGCAACCGAAAAUCUCACGAUUAUUUUGAUGAUGAUUAUAUUUUCGGCGAGCACUUUUCGAGUACAAAUCAAUCUGAGGGCAUUGACUUGGAUUCCGUGUUUAAGAGUUCGAGUAAUUCUUCAAAUGAUAAGAAUUCAUUCGGUUCCAAUGGGCAUGAUGACUUGUUGUGGUCAGCGCCAAAAGGAAGGAAUUCUGUUGAUGAUUUAUUAGGGAAUUUUGGGACGAAAUCAAGUGGUUUGAAGGGAAAAAAGGAGGAAAAUGGGCCACGAUCUGAUGAUCUGAUCCCAGGAUUUGAAGGAACUAGCCCAUCGAAUAAUGGAGUGCACUCCGACACAAAGCAGUCAAGUGGCCAUUCAUCAAACUCAGAUUCCAAGUUGGUGGAUGAUCCUUUUUUAUUUUUUGAAUCCUCUGUAUCCCAGGGAGAUGCUUCUUGGCCAUUUGCUGGUUCUGUGGAACAAAAUGCAGGAAGUGGCUCAGUUCAAUCUUCAAUUGAUGAACUUGAAGAUUUUGCCAUGGGUAGAGUCCAGAAUGAUGCAAAUACUGAUAGAACAGGGAAACUGAAACAUGUGAGGACUGCAAAUGAUAGACCAUAUUCGGAGAGAAUUGAAAAUAUAAAAAUUUCCCUAGGAAAAAGGAAUGUAGAUCCAAAUGCGAGAGAACUCAAAGGAAAACAGGAGACACUUCACAAAAGUCGAAGCACAAAUGAAGAGCUUGCGCAACGGGCCAAUGAAUUGAAGAAUAAAGGAUUUGAGAAUGAAGAUGAUUUCAAUAAGUUUUUUGGUGGAAGUGUACAGUCAAACCAUAUGGCAAGGCGAAGUUCUCCAACUGAGGACUCCCUGUUUGAUACGCUAUUCCAUGAGAAAAGGGAGUCUGAGGUUAAGAGUACUUCUUUAUCGUCAGUUAGCACAAAGAAGGCAUCUUCAAUGACAAAUAAUUUUGAUGACUUCUCUUCACUUUUUGGAGAUGACACUUCAUCUGGAGAAUUUGAGGAAAAAGAAGGGGAAAGUGAGGAACGACGAAGAGCAAGACUAAAUCAUCAUAUGAGGACCCAAGCUCGUAUGGCUAAAGCAUUGGCUGAUAAGAAUCAACGUGAUCUUCAGGUACAACGUGAGCAGGAGGAAAGACAUAUGCUUGCUGAAACUAUGAACAAUGAUAUAAAGUGUUGGGCUGCAGGAAAAGAAGGAAACUUGCGAGCUCUGUUGUCGUCGUUGCAGCAGGUGUUGUGGCCUGAAUGUGGUUGGCAGCAAGUUCCAUUGACUGAUUUAAUUACUUCCACAUCAGUGAAAAAGGUUUAUUAUAAAGCAACCUUAUGUGUCCAUCCGGACAAGGUUCAACAGAAAGGAGCCAAUAUCCAACAAAAAUACAUUGCUGAGAAGGUUUUUGAUCUUCUGAAGGAAGCUUGGAACAAAUUCAAUUCUGAGGAAAUGAGAUGAGUUUUCAGAAUAAAGUUGGUGCCGCUAUGUUGAGGUAGUUCAUAUUCCUUGUAUAGGAAGGGGCUUCCCAGCCCUAAACACCAAGCUGUUUCCGAGUUUCUUCACUAGAAGAAGCUCCAUGUUUAUUCUUUGUUCCUGAGAUGACAUACUGGGAAUCAUUAUGUCUCUGGGUUGCUUGUGCUCUUUGGUUUAUUUCUAUAUUCACUCUGUGUUGGAUUGUUGUAGAGCAGCUUCUCGUUCAGUAAUCAGGACGAAAAAACAUAGGCAGUCGUAGUGGACUUGGGUAAUUGUCAGUGAAAUAGUUUGAUUUGUGCAUGUUGAGUUGCGUGAUCAUUCAUCACACGUUUCUGUAAAUUUAAAAUAAGAUUGAAGAUUAUUUUUGCUGGAAAAAAAAUAUUUAUGUAUGCUUAUUCUUGCUU